This is a messenger RNA of Spodoptera exigua (beet armyworm), 1686 nucleotides long. NCBI's taxonomy places the organism in Eukaryota, Metazoa, Arthropoda, Insecta, Lepidoptera, Noctuidae. The record is from the annotation of a GenBank genome assembly.
AUGGAAUCAGGAGUUAUAUGGAAUAAAGCCCGCCCUAAAUUCAAAAUAGUUGAAAAUCUAAGAAAAAUAGAGAGGAAGAUUGAGAAAAGUGAUAUUUUCGGUAUUAGCGACAUAGUUAUACCCGUGCAAAGGCAUCCUAUAGGCCUAUGGACCAAAACCGCUGGAGAUCCGGUUGACAUUCGUGACACAGUAACGAUUAACUCGGAUCUAUUUAACAACCAAUUGUUUGUCGAUACCUUCUCAACAUUUGAUGGAAGAAGAAUACCCGAGCGUACAGUUACCGCUAAGGGUACAGGAGCCUUCGGUUAUUUUGAAGUCACGAACGAUGUAUCCAAGUAUACAUAUGCAGAUGUAUUCAAUGGAGUGGGGAAGAAAACACCAGUAGUUGUCAGGUUUUCAACUGCUUUACAGAAUUUAGGAGGAUCUGAACUUAAGAGAGAAAUAAAAACUAUGGCUUCUAAAUUCUAUACCAAAGAAGGAAACUUUGACCUUUUAUGUCUUUCAACCCCCGUCUUUCCAUUUAGAGAUCCUAUGCUAUUUAGGGAUCUGGUAAAUGCAUUCCAAAGGAACCCUCAGACUAAUUUAUUUGAUUUCACGAGCGUUUAUGAUAUAACUACACUUAAGCCAGAGGUUGGCCAUAAUCUAUUUUGGAUAUUGUCUGAUUAUGGGAUUCCGAAUGGGUACAGAAGAAUGGAUAGUUUUGCGAUUCACGCUUUUGAACUGUCGAAUAAGCAUGGAGAGACGCAUUACGUGCGAUUCAACUUUAGAUCAGAAUUGGGUUUCUCGCCACUCACUACACCGGCUGCAGCCGCCAUUCAAGCUCUAGACCUGGAUUACUUUACCAGAGAUUUGUACAACGCGAUUGAUAAAGAAGAAUAUCCUGCCUGGAAACUAGAGAUGGAUGUGUUGACGAAACAUGACUUACAAAAAGUUGAUUAUGAUCCGUUCGACGUCACAAAAUUAUGGCAUAAUGGCACAUUUAUAACUGUGCCGAUUGGACGGUUGGUUCUAAAUAAAAAUGUUGACAAUCAUUUCAGAGAUAUCGAACAAGCAAUCUUUAAUCCCGGACAUUUGGUGCCUGGUAUUCCCGGACCAGUGGACUAUCUGUUCCGUGGACGAAGAAUUUUCUAUAGAGAUGCACAAAAUUACCGCGUCGGAAGAAACCACAACAAGAUUUUUGUGAACAUGCCAUUAUAUGUGAAGAAUUACGUACGCGACGGGAGACCGCCAACCAGGCUUAACAUGAAAAACGCUCCCAACUAUUAUGCUAAUUCCUUUAAUGGACCAAUUCCAUACGUUGAUGAAAAAAGACCUUGGAAGCAGUUGGAAGUAUUAGAAAAUAAUGCUGUAGAUUUGGACCCCAUGUGGUACUUUUACAACUUUAUUUUAGAAGAUGAAGGUCACAGGCAGAGAUUUAUUAAUAAUAUGGUUGUAACUCUUGUGCCUGUUACUCCACCUGUGGUUCAAAGAGUUUUUAAACUUUUAUUCUUGGUCGACGGGGAUUUGGCGACGCGAGUUAGAGCAGCUUAUGAAGUAGCUGUUGCUGCUGAGCGAGCUGCCGCUUUGGCUGUUCCGCCUCCAGUUGUACCAUCAAGAAGAGUUCCUUCUGCGCGGGCACAACCUAAAGAUGACCCGAAACCAUUUUCAAUGAAAAAUUCAAACAGUUCAAACAUGACACAAACAUGA